Messenger RNA from Stylonychia lemnae, 2304 nucleotides. NCBI's taxonomy places the organism in Eukaryota, Ciliophora, Spirotrichea, Sporadotrichida, Oxytrichidae. The record is from the annotation of a GenBank genome assembly.
AUGAGACAGAGUUUAACAUUGAAUGACAUUUUAGCAAGUAAGUCAGACUGCACAUCUAACAAUGGAACUAACUUCUCCUUGUAUCUGAGAGAGUAAAGUCCAACUGCCACGCUAUCUAAAAAAAUCAUUAUCAAGGCUACUUCGAGAAAGUCAGAUCUUGACUCAGCAUUAAACUUUUAAUGUGAAGAGGUUAAAGCCUUAGAUGUCACAAAAGAUGGGGAGGAGUUUGACCAAUACUAAACAUUUACCCCUAACUCAAAGAAUCAAGAGUCUAUAUGCUAGCUCCCUUGGGAUGUAUCUAUGAAAUUUUCAGCAGGUAGUUUCAAUUCAAAACACUCAGAUAUAAUGCCAACAGAAAAAGUCGAGGAAAGCAAGAAAGUUCAAUUCAAAGUAGAGAACUAAGAAGAAGAGAUAAAGGUCAAAUAAAAUUAACUAGAUAGACCAUCAACUACUUAUUCAGAUAUCCUAUAAGAAAAAUCCCCGCAGAUUCAUAGAUCUUUUAAAAACCCAGGAGGAUAUCACUUAUCAGAUGAACUCUACUAAAGAAUGGCACAUGAAUUUAGAUGUCCAAUUUGCAAAGACAUCCCAGAAAAGGUAUGGUUUCUAGCAUGUGCUCAUUUCUUCUGUGAGGGAUGUCUAUAGAGACAAGUGAAUAGGCAGAAGACUGACACCGAGUUUCCAAGAUGUGCUGAGUGUAACUAAGAGUUUUCCUAUAGAAACAAAAAGAAAAACCAGAAGUUUGAAAAGCUACUUGAGCUGUUCAAAGAGAUCAGAAGUGAUAAUAACAUUAUGACUCAAAUUCCACAAAUGGAAUAGUUUAUGUUUGAUCCCUUUAAAGCUGCAGAAAAGCUAAAAUCGAGUAGACUCCAGAUGUUAAAAACUCUUAAUCCCAGAAAUGAAGUAGAUCCUUAGAAUGAUAAAAAUGAAAUAUAAUAAAAUGAGAAUUAAAAGCAAGAAAAGAAUGUGAAGCCAGCAAAAAGAAAAUCUGAUUAAAGCGAUUAGAAUUAGACUUAGAAAAAGAAUAACCAAAGAGUUCAAUCAAUGCCAUCGAAGCAAGCAGUUUAGUAAAAGCUGAGCUUUUCGACAGUGGCAAAAAGGCGAGACUCAACAGAGAUUAGAAAUAUGAGUGGCAAUAAAGCUGGUAACAAUAAAUCAACUAGAAGAAAUAGUUAAGUGAAUCAGAAUAAUAAGAUUAAAAAUGAAAGAAAAGACCAGUAGCCUUUGAACUAGGUAGACGAAGAUGAAUUCGAUGAUGAAAAUGAAAUCGAAUUACCAAUUAGAAGAGAUGUAAACUAAAAUGAUAGAGGUGAGCAUGAGGAGAUUAAAGUACAGAAGAAAAGGGGAAGGCCGCCUAGUAAAAUUGUUGUUGACAAAGAUAGAAAUAAUAAGAUAAAUAAUACUAAUACUGGUACUGCAGGAAAGGAAAAGAAAAACAGGAUCAGUACCACAUAGUAAAAUAGUGGAUAACUUUAAAAUCAAAGAAGAGUUACAGGGACAUUCAUUGAGAAAAGAUAGUCACUUGAAGAGGGUAAGGGAACUGAUGCAUUCAGCAAUCAAAAUAACACUACAGUUAAUAGAAACAAUAAAAAGAGAAAGAUUCAAGAGAUCGAACCAGUUGACGAAGUUAAAUAGGUCUUAAAGAAAAGAAAAAUUAAUACCGUAAAUAAUCAUCCUCAACCAGUCAGAAAUAACAAGCUACUCACUAUAAUGCAGAAAUUCAAACAUAUCAAGUUCAUUGACAGGGCUUAGUUCAGUUAAGCAAUCAUUUAGAAUCCAACCCAGAAAAUUUUAGUAGUUUAGAGCUGUGAAGUCUUGCUCUCCUAUCCUAAAGUCAUUCAAGCAUUAGCUUAUGGAAUUCCAAUAGUCUCUUGUGCAUGGAUAAACCAGAUGCUAAAUGUUAACAAUGAGCAGUAAUUAGCUCAAUUUCAAGAUAAAUUUAGCUUUAUGAAUUAUGCUAAGAAGCAGCACCCUGAUAUAUCAAAGCUGUUCCAUGGGUUUCACUUCACUUUGCACACCGAAUUAGAUAAGGACAAGAAAGAAUUACUGACUAAUGUGCUCAAUAGAUGUGGAGGAGUGACUUCUAGAGGCACAGUAAAGCGAAAUGGUCCGAAUCAAUUCAUAAUGGUUCACGUUGGAUUGAAAGGCAACAAUCUGACCCAGGAGGAGUAUGAUAAAUAGUAAGCUGACUUCUAGAUUUCAAACGAGUUUCCACAACAAUUCAAAGUCAACAGCCAGUGGAUUAGUUAGUGUAUUAUCCGCGGGCAUACUCUUCAGCAUAAUGACGUGUUCUUCCAAGCGAAAUGA